Chelmon rostratus (copperband butterflyfish) is the source of this 939-nucleotide messenger RNA. RefSeq names its product odorant receptor 131-2-like. Lineage: Eukaryota; Metazoa; Chordata; Actinopteri; Chaetodontiformes; Chaetodontidae. Bases 1 to 939 code for a protein of 312 amino acids. Gene Ontology annotation, cellular component: membrane. The transcript is spliced from 2 exons. Gene Ontology annotation, biological process: G protein-coupled receptor signaling pathway. The record is from RefSeq and is a predicted model, not a curated record. Gene Ontology annotation, molecular function: G protein-coupled receptor activity.
AUGAGCGCGUCAUCUGCCAACGUGACCGUGGUUAAAGAGUAUCGAGACUCUUUCACUAAAGCUGUGACCAAGAAUGUGAUUGUUGUGGUUCUCAGCAUCUCCAUCAACUACAUAAAUGCAGGCCUCAUUCGAACCUUUUCCAAACACCAGAUCUUCUACACGAAUCCUCGGUACAUCCUGUUUUUCCACUUGGUGGUCAAUGACAUGAUUCAGGUGAUGCUGACCGUCAUCCUGUUCAUCAUCAGCUACAUCCUCUACAAAAUAAACGUCUCCAUCUGUUGCGUCUUCAUCCUGCUCGCUCUUUUCACCACUGAAAACACUCCUCUGAACCUGGCUUGCAUGGCGGUGGAGUGCUACAUCGCCAUCUGCUUCCCCCUUCGCCAUGUGCAGAUCUGUACCAUCAAGAGAACUUUAAUGCUGAUUGGUUUAAUCUGGGUGACAAGCAUGUUGUCUGUCCUGCCUGAUCUGUUCAUCACCUUGGCCACACAGCCUUUGGACUUCUUUCAAUCCAGAGUGUUCUGCCUCAGAGAAACUGCCUUUCCCAAUCCCCACAUUAUCAAGAAGAGAGAUAUUACCUAUAUUGUGUAUCUGGUUAUAGUUUGGUUUGCUAUCUUUUAUACUUACUUCAGAAUUCUGUUCACUGCAAAAACAGCAAGCACAGAUGCUAAAAAAGCCAGAAACACCAUCCUGCUCCAUGGUUUUCAGGUGCUGUUGUGCAUGGCAACAUACACAGAACCACUGCUAAAAAACGGUCUACAGCAAUGGUUUCCAAAGAAUAAUCCAGACUCCAUGUUCGCUUGUUACAUUAUUAUACAGAUCCUGCCACGAUCCAUUAGUCCAAUCAUUUAUGGCAUACGAGACAAGACUUUCAGGAGAUACCUGAAAAGGUAUCUGUUUUGUAAAGUCAGCCUACAGUCAGCAGCAGGUCAUGGAUUCUAG